GGCAGUGGCAGCUCUCACUGUCCAAUUCCAAAUUUUUCUACUCGCUUCGCCCCGUCGGUCACGGCUUGUUUGUCUCCCACUUAAAGGUAUCGCCUUUGACGGGCAGAUACUCCGGCGAUGGCCGGAGAUAAUGUGGGAUCAGAGUAAAUUGAUAGUUGAAGAGAUCGGAGGAUGAAGCAGCUGCCGGAAGUGCAGCUCCCCAACCGCCGCACCUACAGCCCCGCCGCCGCCUUCCGCCCAUCCACCGCCGACGAGGGCGCCGCCGCUGCUGCCGAAGCUUUCAAGCACCCCGCCAUCCUCUUCUCCCCCGUCCUCCACCUCUUCUGCUGCCUCCUCUGCGCCGCCGCAGGAUUCCGCGUCUCCCGCCUCGUCGUCUUCCUCUCCCCCGCCCCUCCUUCAUCUUCAACUCUGCCUCAACUCUUCGUCCCCACUGUCGUCCUCCCUCCCCCUCCCGCGGUCGCCGCAACAAGUCGCGUUGUCGCCGGCCGGCACGGCAUCCGCGUGCGGCCCUGGCCGCACCCGGACCCCGCCGAGGUCGCCCGGGCCAAUGAGAUCCUCUCCAGAGUGCAGGAAGAGCAGCGCGUACAGUGCGGCGUCAAGGACCCCCGCCCCGUCCUCGUCGUUACUCCGACCUACGCCCGCACCUUCCAGGCGCUCCACCUCACCGCCCUCGCCCACUCGCUGAUGCUCGUGAGGUUUCCCCUCACGUGGAUCGUUGUCGAGGCCGGUGGAGUGUCACACGAGACCGCCGCCCUACUGGCCCCCUCGCGCCUUCGCGUGAUCCACCUCCCCUUCCAUGAGAAGAUGCCCGUGAUUUGGGGUGACCGACACCGCUUCGAGGCCCGGAUGCGCCUCCACGCCCUCAGAGUGAUCAGAGAGCGGCGGUUGGAAGGGCUCGUGGUGUUCGCUGACGAGAGCAAUGUCCACAGCACGGAGCUUUUCGAAGAAAUCCAAAAAGUGGAGUGGAUGGGUGUGAUGUCUGUGGAAAUCCUUUCACAUUUACCGGCCACCGAGAAUCAGGACUCACCGUCGCUGGUAGAAGGUCCGGCGUGCAACUCCUCCGGCCAACUGAUCGGGUGGCACACCAUUGUCAACAAUGAGGUAGCCGAGGUGCCGGAGAGGCUGGAGUGGGCCGGGUUUGUGAUCAACUCGAGAUUGUUAUGGAAGGAGGGGGAUGGGAAGCCGGAUUGGGUUCGGGACCUUGACGACAUGGAAGGUGGCGGGACAGAGAUGGUGAGCCCCUUCGAUUUGUUGAAGGAUGCAUCGUCGGUGCAGCCGCUUGGCAACUGUGGAAGGAAGGUUCUUUUAUGGUGGAUUAGGGCUGAAGCACACUAUGACAGCAAGUUUCCUGCUGGGUGGAUGGUAGGCCCUCCUUUAGAAGUUGUUGCCCCUGCAAAGCAAACUCCAUGGCCUGGAACACCUCCUGCUCUUCCACUUCAACAGACACUGAUCGACGAAGGCAGUGCCGAAAAACAUGUUUCAAAAAAAGGAAGGUCGUCCUCCAGGUCUAAACGCAGCUCUCGCAACAAAAAGAAACAAAUGCGCUUGGAAACAAGUUUCUGACCAGACAAGCAUACUAAUGUUGUAACUUCAUUGCAAAUAGCUUUAUCACGAAUCAUUUGGCUUCAAUUUGAAGUUCAGCAUACAACUUAUGGAUGUGUUAGUUAAUUUUAAUAUGUCUAUUGAAUGUGCAUUCUUGUAUUAUAAACUGAAUCCUUAAAUAAGACAUGCCAGUGAUUGAUAUACUA
Messenger RNA from Zingiber officinale, 1748 nucleotides. Its product is annotated as probable beta-1,4-xylosyltransferase IRX14. Bases 172 to 1563 code for a protein of 463 amino acids. Gene Ontology annotation, cellular component: Golgi membrane. Gene Ontology annotation, biological process: plant-type secondary cell wall biogenesis; glucuronoxylan biosynthetic process. Lineage: Eukaryota; Viridiplantae; Streptophyta; Magnoliopsida; Zingiberales; Zingiberaceae. The record is from RefSeq and is a predicted model, not a curated record. Gene Ontology annotation, molecular function: galactosylgalactosylxylosylprotein 3-beta-glucuronosyltransferase activity; xylosyltransferase activity. The transcript has 3 exons.